AUGAAAGUAAACCCACGAGAACGUGUCUUCAUAGAUUCCAGUGAUCCUCUAUGUCCGAAUCAGAUCAUUCAUGGUAACGAAAGUUAUUCUUUUAAACCACCAUUCCCACCAUUGAUCGAUCCCAAAGAUUUGAUCGCGAAAAGGUCUGAUGGGGAAAAAGCACCAACAAGAGCACCAAAUGCUUUCAUCAUUUAUCGAAGAGCAUGUGUUGAAACUGCUCGAGCAAGAGGUUAUUACCUACCAAUGACAGUGAUUUCUACCAUGGCUUCAAAAUUAUGGGAACAAGAACCCCCUCACGUAAUAAGUCUUUAUAAAAGUAUUGCACGGGACGCGAAUAAACAUCACUCGGAAAUUUUCCCGCAAUCUAUUCGUCGUAAAAAACGUAAAAAGUGGAACAUUGUGUCAUUUCAGAAACCCACCCAAAUGAUCGGAAGCUCCAUUUUAGCAAAUCUUUCUCAAUCACCCCCUACAAAAAAUUCGAAGGAAACUUACGAUAACCUACCUCAAACCUCGAAAUUCAAUGCUACCAAAGAAAAUUUUCCCGAAUGUUAUGAGCUUGAAAAACGUUCCACCUAUCCAAGUUCUAACCUCUCCUUUGAAAGUUGUUGCGAGAUAAUAGAUUCGAGUGUUAACUAUAACUUACCUUAUUCAAGCCCGGAGGUAAUUUUCGACGGUUAUCCCGAGAGACUUUCUUCCGAUACCGCUACCUUACCUAUAGUCGGGGAUUCUGGCGUCAUCAUAUCUAAUGUGUUGGGUUCGUUCUCUAUUUACGGCGUCGAUUAUACAAAUUUACGAAUCUCGACGAGUAAUUUGAACGUAACACCGAUUUCUGACGACAUUUCCGGUGUAACUUUAUUAUCAGAUAUACGAAACUGA
This is a messenger RNA of Acaulospora morrowiae, 876 nucleotides long. The record is from the annotation of a GenBank genome assembly. Lineage: Eukaryota; Fungi; Glomeromycota; Glomeromycetes; Diversisporales; Acaulosporaceae.